CGUAGGGUAUGUUGUUGCGAGUGCGACCCAAAUCUCACACCGCUCUCGAGGACACGCGCUGCCGUCGCGGCGUUUCUCCCGCCGGUGUCCCCAUCCCCAUUCCCGUCGGUCCAGCCCGCCCGCCCUCUAUCUCCUUCCCGUUCGUCCUUGCCGGUCGGCCGUUCGGCGAGCCGUCUUCCUCUCCCCCACCAUCGCUAGCGCUUCCGUCCCCCGACCUCACCCAGAAGUCCAGAACCCUAGCUCGCCCUAGGCGGUGUUUCCGCUGCCGAUUUGUCCACCGGUGAGUUCUGCAUUCCUCCCCACCUCUCUCCGAGUAUUUGGUUUGUGCCCACCAAACACAUCCCCGCCCCCAAAGUCGUAGCACAUGAGCCUCGCGACCGAGUCGCCGUCCCCGUCCCCGUCGUCAUCGAGCGGCAGCGACGAUUUCGCUGCGCUCCUAGACGCGGAGCUCGAGCUCACAUCUGUCGUCGACUCCGCCUCACUCGGCGAUCCCUCCACAUCAUCCACCAGCGACGAUGAAGAGGAUGGCGACGAAGACGUGGUGGUCGAGGUGGAAGCCGUAGAGCAGAGCAGUACAAAAAGGCGUAAAGUGAUUGAACAAGUCCAAGAUCGAGGAAUAACAAUAAAGCCUGAUGAAGAUGCCAAAGCAGGUUCAUGUAAAGAUUCUCAAAUCAAGAUCUGUCCUCCACAUCCUGGAUUUUUUGGUGGACUUUGCUUUAGAUGUGGGAAAAGACAAGAUGAAGAAGAUGUCCCGGGAGUUGCUUUUGGUUACAUCCAUAAGGGUUUGAGGUUAGGUACUUCAGAAAUUGACAGAUUGCGUGGAUCUAAUGUGAAGAGUUUGCUGCGUGAAAGAAAACUGGUACUUAUUUUAGACUUGGAUCAUACACUGAUUAACUCAACAAAACUCCAUGAUAUUUCUGCUGCUGAAAGGGACCUGGGAAUUCAAACUUUUGCAUCAGAAGACGCUCCAGAGAAAAGCUUGUUCACAUUAGAAGCAAUGCAGAUGCUUACAAAGUUGAGACCCUUUGUCUGUAAAUUUUUAAAAGAAGCAAGCAAUAUGUUUGAGAUGUAUAUAUACACCAUGGGUGACAAGGCUUACGCAAUUGAAAUUGCAAAGCUUCUUGACCCUGGUAAUGUCUAUUUUGGUUCCAAAGUGAUUUCAAACUCUGACUGCACUCAGCGACACCAGAAAGGUCUUGAUGUGGUUCUUGGAGCUGAAAAUGUUGCAAUCAUUCUUGAUGACACUGAGUAUGUCUGGCAGAAGCAUAAAGAAAACCUUAUUCUGAUGGAGAGAUAUCAUUACUUUGCUUCAAGCUGUCGCCAGUUUGGUUUUAGCGUCAAAGCUUUGUCAGAGUCAAUGCAAGAUGAAAGGGAGAGUGAUGGUGCUUUGGCUACUACUUUAGAUGUCCUGAAGCGUAUACACACGCUUUUCUUUGACUCGGCUGUUGAAACUGCUCUUUCUUCACGGGAUGUAAGACAGGUAAUCAAGAAGGUACGGCAGGAAGUACUGCAGGGCUGCAAAGUAGUCUUCAGUCGGGUGUUCCCGUCCUCUUCUCGCCCACAGGAUCAGAUAAUAUGGAAGAUGGCCGAGCAGUUGGGGGCUAUUUGCUGCGCGGACAUGGAUUCCACGGUUACCCAUGUUGUUGCCGUGGAUAGCGGAACAGAGAAGGCCCGCUGGGCGGUUGGCAACAACAAAAUCUUGGUCCACCCUCGUUGGAUUGAAGCCUCGAAUUUCCGGUGGCACCGACAGCAGGAGGAAGAUUUUCCUGUCCCGGCCCCAAAGGAGAAGAGCAAGCAGAAGGGCAAAGAAAAUGCUGACGCUGUUGCUCCUGGUCCAACUGAGUCGUAAUUAGUAAGGCAUACGAGAUGGAUUAACCACAGGUGUUUUUAUUCGAAGGGACUAUAUGUUUGUAACGGUGUUUUUACAUGCGCUCUUAGUCUCACGGGAUAGAAAAUGCAGCAUUUUUGGAUCUGGUUUGCCGGAUCUGCAGUGUUAUUUAUGGUGCAUGCCAAGUUUUGCAGCUUAUUUGAAGCUCGUUGCCUCGUUGGGCAUUUGGCCGUACAAAUUAAAUGGCAAUUUAACCAUUUGACCA
Brachypodium distachyon (stiff brome) is the source of this 2093-nucleotide messenger RNA. RefSeq names its product RNA polymerase II C-terminal domain phosphatase-like 4. The transcript is spliced from 8 exons. NCBI's taxonomy places the organism in Eukaryota, Viridiplantae, Streptophyta, Magnoliopsida, Poales, Poaceae. Gene Ontology annotation, cellular component: nucleus. The record is from RefSeq and is a predicted model, not a curated record. Gene Ontology annotation, molecular function: RNA polymerase II CTD heptapeptide repeat phosphatase activity. Bases 365 to 1849 code for a protein of 494 amino acids.